Molecule: messenger RNA, 1491 nt
Organism: Coniosporium apollinis CBS 100218
Lineage: Eukaryota; Fungi; Ascomycota; Dothideomycetes
Exons: 2
Coding region: 1-1491 (496 amino acids)
Biological process (GO): GPI anchor biosynthetic process; protein localization to plasma membrane
Cellular component (GO): membrane; endoplasmic reticulum
Molecular function (GO): glucosaminyl-phosphatidylinositol O-acyltransferase activity
Source: RefSeq, a predicted model, not a curated record
AUGGUAGUAGCAGCAAAUGGUUACAAGGCGCAGAAAGAAGCGUUCGUCUCUAACUUGACAGGCGGUAGUGUGUGGGAGAUCAACACUGUUACUCUUGUAGCACCGACUGCAGUCUUACUCUGGUCCGUCCUGCAGUCUCGACAGCGUUUCUUCAUUCCUUACACGCCUGCUGCAUGCUUGACCGACUUCCUUCUCAACUGUGCGGCCAUCCUCUUCGCGACCACACUCUACUCCUCGUUCCCUGUAGCCUUGAAUUUGCUGCUUCUCGCGCCGGCGACCUUGGCGUAUUUCACUCCAGCAGCUGCGCCGAGACAUGCUAGGGUCAAGGUGGCUGGUGCGCCCAAGGGGCAGCAGACUUCUCCUGCUGGCUUGUCAGACCCCUUUCCUAUCAAGCCGUUCGUCACUGCCUACAGAGGCACCAUGAUGGUGGUCACCUGCGUUGCUAUUCUGGCCGUGGACUUCAAAGUCUUCCCGAGGCGAUUUGGCAAGGUGGAGAACUGGGGAACAUCACUAAUGGAUCUCGGGGUCGGUUCUUUCGUCUUCUCAGCAGGCCUUGUGGCAGCAAGAUCAGCAUUGACGGGGCGAACUGGCAAGAUGCCCUCCUUGAAUAAGCGUCUUGUCACGGCUGCCCGGCACUCUCUGCCGUUGCUUAUACUAGGCUUUGUUCGGCUGUACAGUGUCAAGGAACUCGACUAUGCCGAGCAUGUCACAGAGUAUGGGGUUCACUGGAACUUCUUCUUUACCUUGGGCUUAUUGCCUCCAUUUGUCGCUCUCUUCCAGUCACUGUUCAGCAUCAUCCCAUCUUAUGCUGCGCUAGCGCUGCUGUUGGGGGUCAUCUACGAAGCUAUUCUGGACUUCACAGAUCUCAAAGCCUUCAUACUCACCGCCCCGAGGACCGACCUGCUAUCGAAGAAUCGGGAAGGAGUAUUCUCAUUCUUCGGCUAUCUCGCCAUCUUCCUAGCUGGCCAAGCAACGGGAAUGUAUGUGCUGCCGAGAGAACAAACGCCACCGACGGACGCAGCGUUCAGCGCACAACUCCGGAAAUCUGUCUUGGGCAAGUUGGCGCUAUGGUCGGUCGUCUGGACCUUACUCUUCGCAUUCUCGACAAGCUACUACGGACUGGUGUUGUCAGUCUCGCGACGUCUUGCCAAUCUGCCCUACUUCCUCUGGGUAGCCGCUUUCAACUGCGGCCAGCUUGCUCUCUUUUGCGCCAUCGAGAGGUUGUGCUUCCCCAGUCUACGAGGAGCACCUGACGAUGAGACGGAGAGGCAGAGGUGCAGGGAAGCCACAAGUAGAGUCUUGCAUGCUUUCAACAGGAACGGACUUGCUAUCUUCCUGCUUGCAAACCUGUUGACAGGACUGGUCAAUCUGAGUUUGCCGACAUUGAACAUGGGGCAUUUGCAGGCUAUGGCUGUAUUGCUUGCAUAUGUAAGCGUAUUGGCUGGAGUAGCUUUGAUAUUAGAUAGUCGCAGUAUCUCUAUCAAGCUGUAG